This is a messenger RNA of Symbiodinium natans, 741 nucleotides long. Lineage: Eukaryota; Dinophyceae; Suessiales; Symbiodiniaceae. The record is from the annotation of a GenBank genome assembly.
AUGGCUGGGAUCAUUGCAGGUUGCGCUCGGCGCCUUACGGCGAAGGCAGUUCCCUCCGGUGGUGUUUGUGCUUCUCGCUGCCUCUCGCCGUUGGGCCCCAUGGUGCUGCAGCAGAGACAGCUGCACCAGAGCACGCCUCGUUUCAACACUGCAGUCAACCCGGGCUGGCCAGUUCUGUGGACAAACGUAUAUGACAAGCCGGGCUGGGACACAGAUCUGGAACUUGAGUAUGAUGUGAUGCCACGCGAUGAGUUUGGCGUGCCAGCACACAUCCCACCAGAGAUUUCGACGACAAUCCGCCACACGUACUACAUCCCACCGCAGUACUAUCCAUUCCUGAAGAAGUUGGGUGACGACACUCCAGAGCUCAAGCCUUGGAUGGACAAGCUAAUCAAUGGCGAGAUGACCUUCGACGACUACGAGGAGAUGUUCUAUCAGUUUGCGAAGCCUCUGAAGAUCCACCGGCCACUGAUUCCGAUGCCAUACCGAACUGCGGAGGAGAUGAAGAAGAGUGAGGAGGUGGCGUGGGAGGGAGCCUGGCUCUCUUUCCGGCAACGCGUCAUUGGAGAUUACCUUGCCAGGCACUACCUGCGUGACUUCCUCGGCGGCAUGGGUGUUGGUUUGUUUGCCGCCUGGGUUUACAUCCAAGCCCACCGCCAGUACCGCAUCGACAUGAAGCUGUUCUACUUGGAGGCUCCCGAGCACAAAAUCAACUGGGUGGUUCCGCGUGGAGAUCUCUGA